Molecule: messenger RNA, 12647 nt
Organism: Xyrichtys novacula (pearly razorfish)
Lineage: Eukaryota; Metazoa; Chordata; Actinopteri; Labriformes; Labridae
Source: the annotation of a GenBank genome assembly
GAGGAUAAAGACCAAAUACUCCACAAACGACAACUUGUGGGCUCAAAGCGGGUAGUCGUUUCUUUUAGUUUUCAUCCUAGCGAAUGAGGUAUUGUCGGCAGCGAAGAAAAAUGAGUUUAAAAGGCCAAUUACCCAGAUUUACACCUUUAGCCUGUAUGCUAGGAGCCCAUUGAUGCGACGUCAAUUUCUCGACGGUAUAAGAAGCAACAUCCGGUAGUGAUUUUCAAAAUAAAAUCUCACUAGCGCGUAAAAAGCGAGUUUACGUGCUAUAGUUGAUACGCUUUAUUCAUUUGGAUUUUAAAUGUUUAGUCCUGGUUAACAGGUCCUUAAAAAAAGCCUUAAAUCUAAGGAGCUGAUCAAGACUCUUCAACUCAAUACCCAAAAUGGGGGCUUUGACUUUAACUGGGGUGACGAUGAAUAUGUCUGGUAAAAAUGUUUUGCAUUUUCUGUUACUUCCAGCACUUUUUAGCUUUUAUGAAUGAAGUUUGAAGAGUCCAUAUUACUAAAACCUAUUCUGCCGUUUGGUGUUGUUGUAGGAGGUUGAAGAGCACUUGUCGUUGCCGUUUGUUUUUCGUAUGGUCAUUUAUUUUACAUCUCCCCGUUCGUUCGUAUUAAGACUGUGCUAGAUUCACGAUAUCAACGUUUUAUUUUGUAGAAGUCAUUUGAGCGCACUUCCAGCACAAGCUGUAUUAAAUUUGUUUAACUUUGGUUACUCAAUCAUUGACGUAUCAGCUGACUAGAAAGCAAAUAAUACUUCCGCUUUGUUUUUUUCUAAGAUUAGCCGAAACUUACAAUAUUUUUUAAACUGUAAACACCUCUUACUGCGAGAAAUCUAAGUAUGACCCCUGAUAAUACAAAGAAAAUGUGAAUCAGCCGAAAAAUAGGCAUAUUUGUGGACAGUUUUCUUUAACCCUACAAAGUAAACGCUUUAGCACGUCUACGACGUACCCCUGGAAGCGCAGGCAGAAGCAACAAAAAUUAAUGAUCAAGCUUAAAAUGACAAAGACGCUAGAUACAAAAUGAUAUUCUUUCAUCACGAUAAUUUCCCAGUUCUCCACUACGUUACUUUCUUCUUCUCUUUGUUUGGUAUAAAAUCUUGUUGUUAAAAGCGAACAACUGACUUCUCCUGUUCUGUUUAUACUGAUCUGUGAUCUGCUGAUUUGGUCUGGAAGAGCAGCGCUGGGAAACACAACACAAGUCAAGCCAGCAGUUGUAGUUUCAGAGGUAAGUGCAGAAAAUAACCAAAUAUUGAAUUCGUUGCUAUUGAAAAAGAUAUUUUAACUUAAUGUUGAACAUAAUGACACAUAGAUAUAAAUUAAGUUGGUAACAAAUUGCUACGUUUGCCCCAAAAUGUCCCCACGUGGGUUCAGGAACAACCGGUGUGUCUUGUGUGGGUGCGCUCGAUUCACUGCUCAGCGCAUGCAGAGGGCGGGGCUAACCGUGCUAGCAAUGGCUUUAACGUCCAAGAGCGUUUACCCCGACCACGCGGGUAGUGUGAUACUUGAAAACAAACGCAACAUGACGCUUUCAGGCUAGCAUGCUAUUACAACUUCAAAAAAACAUCAAAGUUAACGGCUGAACAUCUAUGCUGUAAACCUGAGUCAUAAAUAUAAGUAAGAUAAUAAGUUAUAGAACCGUUAUGAUGUUAAUGUGGUGAGGUGUGUGGUGAAAUUAUCUCGAUAACUCAUAGCCUGGCUCUGGAACACCUUAAUUUAUAUAAUUCUUUCAAACUGGAACAUUAGAACCAGAAUCAGAAUCACUUUAAUAAUCCUCCAGUUUAUUGUUGGGGUUGGGUCUUCAUAAAUCAGACCUGUUGUCGAACAAAUCCUACAGAUGCUAAAAUAGAUUGAGAUCUGGGGAGUUGUUGUUUUGUGGUCCAGUUUGAUGCUAAUGUGUCCAAUGUAAGGGGCUUUCAGUUAGGGGUGGGAGAAAAAAAUCGAUUCACAUAAGUAUUGUGAUUUUUUGCUUUACAAUUUUUAAUCGAUUUCUAUGUUCAAAAAUGAUUUUUUUUUCUUUCAAAUGUAAGACUAAAUCUUAAAAACUGACUUACAUGUGAUGUGUAUUCUUUGGGGAAAUAUGGUUCCUGGAAUAGUUAGUAGGCAAUCAUAAUCAUUCAACUGUUUCACUGGUGUUACAAAUGCAGACUAAAAAUCAAGAAAAUUGACAAUAUCACAAUUGAAUCACAAUUCAAAUCGAAUCGGCAACCAAAAAAAAUGUAGAAGAAUCGUAUCAGGAAAAAAAAACUUACUGUCCCAGCCGUACUUUUGGUGGUGAACAGGUCAGUUUGGACACCAUAACUUUUUAUAAAUCAGUUUUUAAGAAAGUUAGUUAGUGCGGUUGGCAUAUUAUGUGGAGAACUUGUAGGUAACUUGAAAGUAGACUGUCUCAAUAAUUUCAUAUCACAUGCCUUGGACACACCAUAAACGCCAGUUGUCAACAAUUUAGAAGUCUUCAGAUCUUUCCCUCCAACACUGUGAUGAUCAAAGUGUCUCUUUUGUAUGAAACAGGAUUUCAUACCACAUCAGGCUGCAGGUCAUGGGGUUGACCAAGCAGUACCUGCGCUAUGUCCCUAGUGCAGUAUUUGGAGUCAUCGGCAGUCAGAAAGCAAACAUCGCCUAUGUGACCCUCAGAGGAGGAGAGAAAGGACGGUAUGUCGCUGCAGCUGCAUGUGAGCACGUGUUCAUCUGGGAUGUCCGAAAAGGAGAGAAGGUGAGAUUAUCAUACAGGUAUUAAACUUCAGGAAAUCCUUCCAGCUCAGUUGAUUUUCAGAGUUGAUCCAAGGUUUAUCUUUUUCGCCAGGUCCUGAUCCUGCAGGGUCAGAAACAUGAGGUGACCUACCUCUGCCCUUCACCUGAUGGGGUCCAUGUUGCAGUGGGUUAUGAGGAUGGUGCUGUGAAAAUCUUCAACCUGAUGAACGGUGAGAGUAACGUGUCCUUCAACGGCCACAAGUCUGCUGUCAGCGUCAUUCACUACGACUCGCUCGGAGCUCGGCUCGUCACUGGGUCCAAGGUGAGUCAUAGGUUUAAAAAUAAAUCUUUGUAUUUUUUGUGCUCUAUGUUUUUUUUCUCAUGUUUUAUUAAUGAGAGCAGGAUACAGUGUUAAGCAGAUAGAGCACCUGGAAUAUAACACCACAUGCAGAUUCACCUGACAGCUACAAGUGUUAAAAAUCAACUGAAUAAAUCUUUUAACCAAAUAUUAUUUUUCUAUGUCAAAACUUUCAAAAUAAAUCUUUUUCUCAGGCUCCUGUUUCUCUAUCUUUGAGAAAGCAUGUGUAAAGGAUUUUUUUUUUUACACCAGAAGUUGAUCCUUUGCAAUUAUGAUGAAAGAUAUCACUUUUCCUUCCCCCCGCAGGACACAGAUGUGAUAGUGUGGGACAUCAUCAAUGAGUGUGGGCUGUACAGGCUGAAAGGACACAAGGACCUCAUCACACAAGCUUUGUUCCUCAAAGACAAGAACCUGCUGGUCACCAGGUAACAGACCUUUCACAUGAUCACACUGAUAAUAAGUACAUCACUCAUUACUGCAGUAUAAUGGAGUUUGGCACAGAAAACUUACAUUUUCAGAUGAUUACUUUUGAUAAACUCUCAAAAUCAGGCUUCCACACCCUCACAGUACCGCCUUUACAUCUCUUUGUUUUCUCUUCUUUUCAGCUCCAAGGACAGUUUUGUGAAGUGGUGGGACCUGGACACUCAGCACUGCUUCAAGACCAUGGUGGGCCAUCGCAGCGAGGUGAGGGGCGCCUUCCUGUAAAACCAUUAAUAUAAGCAGAGAGAUGCACCAGCAGAGAGCAGACUAAAACCAGAGCAGACUGAUCCAUUUUUUAAUAAAAAACAGUUUAAUCCCAUCCUCCAGUCUUGUUUCCCACGCCUCACAGCUAUCCUGUUUUCCAACACAAAGCUGAUGUAGUUUUAGUCCCUGAGUUUUGUCUGAAAGGUAAUUUGAUUACACUGAGACUGUUGUUAACCUUAAGGCAGAUAGAAUUGAUAAACUUAACUGGAUUGAGGCUGAUAAUCAGAUCAGUGUGACUGCUCUUUCAGAGACUGUCUGCUCAUUGUGUUCAGCCAGACUCUGUACUCUGUCUUAAAGCUUAGGAGGUCCACACAUGUUUUUUUCUCACCCACUUGAUGUUUAGGACAGUUCAUUUAUUAAUUUACUGCAAUUAUAUGUACUUAUUGAUUUUUGCUUGCUAUAAGAGGAGGAUAUAUGUAGGCCUUUAGCAAUAUUUGUCUUUAAAAAAAGUGAAUCAUUCACUGAUAUUGAACAUUUUAAGAUGGUCCUGUAGCCCUUAAUGACAUCCUAGACUUUUUCAGCUGGUUGACUGUGAUAUUAAGGUUGUUUUGUUUGACCUUUUACACAUGUUCUAGGUGUAGUUUUCAUCAUAACUGUGCCCAGCUAACAUUUUCAGAUCAUUCUAUGUAACACAGUGUAUUUUCCUGUGUGUUCCUGUCUGUGUGUGUGUGUGUGUGUGUGUGUGUGUGUGUGUGUGUGUGUGUGUGUGUGUGUGUGUGUGUGUGUGUGUGUGUGUGUGUGUGUGUGUGUGUGUGUGUGUGUGUGUGUGUGUGUGUGUGUGUGUGUGUGUGUGUGUGUGUGUUAGGUGUGGGGCAUGGCACUGUUGAACCGGGAGAACAGACUGUUAACAGGCUCAGCAGACAGCGAGCUCAGAGCCUGGGACAUCAACUAUCUACAGGAGGUGAGGAAGAACACAGCUUCAGCUUCAGGAUCGAUGCAUUUGAGCUUUGAGUCUCUGUGAAGCCCCUUUGAGACAUGCACAGAGUUCUCCUCUGCAGUAUGUUUAUUUCACAUACUGUGGAUUUUUAAAGUUUAAAAAUGAACUUUAGUGCAGUCUUUGACAAUAAUCGGUGGUGGAUUUAAAGCAGAGACAUAUUCCAAAGACUGAGAGGGAGACUGAAAGUAAAUUAAACUAAUGGAUGAAUGACUAUCAUCCAUUAGAGUCCCAUUAGAGUGACUAUCAGAGCAUCUAUUUGACAUGAUGAUCAGCUUCCUGAAACCCUUCGACGUCUGCUGUGAGGGUGUCUGUCUGAACAGAACAGUCAGGUUAACAGUCUGAAAACAGCCUGAUUUACUGAUAGAGAUGAGAGUUAGUGUGAUCGCUAAAGGUUGAUAGAUUUCUUUGACUGCACGUGUUUCUGAAUUAGACAAAUGAUGUUACCUUAAGCAAAGUCUGUUUCUUUCGUCAUCAGGUAAAAGCUGAGGGUGAGCCUGAGGCCAAGAAGGGGAAAAGUCUGCUGGAUGAAGACGAUGAAGAAGACAACGAGGCAGAUGAAAGUCUGGACGAGGUAUGACAAAGACAUUUGAACUUCUAACAACAGGACAACUCUUCUCCUCUAAAACUUCAAACCUUUUUUCUCUUUGUCUGUCAGAGAAUCUUGAGUUGUAAGAAAGCCGGCUCCAUCCUGAGAGAGGCCAGAGACCGGGUCGUCUCCCUGACGACAGACACCAAGGCCAGAGUCAUCGCCUGUCAUGUGAGUGUGAGAGGAGACACACUCCAUGUUUAGACCAGGAUACAGCUGAAAGUCUGGACUACUACUCCUAAAAGAAAGACAAAAACAAAAAACAGAAGCACAAUGGAAGCUUAUGGUUUCAUCAAAGGAGGUGAAAGUGUCUCCUCAGCUGAGACUGGUUUUGUAGAUUGUACAGUCAGCACUUGGUCAGUCAGGGUGCAGAAGUUUGAUAUACAGAGUUUUUAUAUAUGUGUUUAAAAAAAGCCUAAUGCUAUUUAUGCACAGAAUGUGUGAGUGUAAACUGAUUAUUGUUAUAAAUGUACCAUAUGCAUGAAUUUAAUGUUCUGUGUUCUGUCAUCAGGGUAAUGACUCGAUCCUGGAGCUCUUCACUGUGCUGUCAGAGGCAGAGGUGCAGAAGAAAAUGACCAAGAAGCUGAAGAAAGCCAAAAAGAAGGCAGCAAAGUAAGAAAAGGAGAGACUCUUUAUCAACAGCUUCACCUGUUUUCAUCACUUUUUUAUCACAGCUACAACAAUGAAGUACAACAAAAAUACAAUAUAUAGUUAUAAUACAACCCACAGCAGGCGAAUGUUGGAGAGGAGGCAAGAAAAUGACACCAAAUCUUUUCAUGACAAGAUGCCAACCCAGAAAAAUCUCAAGAAGGCACCUGUAAGAAAGUUCUUACUGGUUACCGUGCUGUCUGAAACUACUUUAAUGCAUCUUUAUGAUCUUCAAAAUCAGGCCACACCAGCAGCAAAGAAACUGACACUUUCCUUAUCGUGAUUUUAAAAUGAUAAAGAAAUUAGAGAAAAUAAAGAACUCACGUUUCUUUCUGUAUGCUGAGGCUUAUUGUGUUGCUGCCCCCUGCUGCAGAGCUCAGGAAGAUGCAGACGAAGAUGUAGAAGAGCAGAUGGUGGAGAGGAUGCUGAAGGAUGAGAUCAUCAGACUGACCAACAUCAAGGCCUCAUCCAAGAUCAGGUCAGUGUGGAUCAAGAUAUAACCAUAAGACUAGACCACAGGGAAAAACCACUAGGUCUCAAAUUAAUUCCCUGACACUCGUCUCCUCUGUCCCCUCUCAGGUGGGUAGACUGUCUCUCAUGUGUCGGUGGUGAGCUGAAGGUGGCGUUGCUGCUGCAGAACAACACCAUAGAAACAUACAGCCUGAAGACUUCAGACAAAACCCCCACAGCCAACAAGACGGCUCGCCUCACACUCGGAGGCCACCGCACAGACGUCCGCACCUUGGCGUUCAGCUCGGACAACCUGGCCGUCCUGUCUGCCUCCGGAGACACGGUCAAAGUUUGGAACAGGUGAAACUUCAUCCUGUUGAAUGUUUCGAUUAUUUUGAUUUUCUCUGUCAUGGUGGUCUCACACAAAGAUCUUUACAGGUCGACUCUACAGGUGAUUCGCACCAUGGCCUGCGAAUACGCCCUCUGCUCCCUCUUUGUGCCUGGAGACAGACAGAUCAUUCUAGGAACAAAGGUAAAUGGACACACGAAUGACUAACUCAGAAACUGCUGCCUAAGUCUGUUCCUAAAUAAGCUGUUUUAUACUUUAUUCCUGUCAGAGCGGGAAGCUGCAGAUCUUUGAGUUGGCCUCAGGAAGCCUCCUGGAAACCGUGGACGCUCAUGAAGGAGCUGUGUGGUCUCUUUGCCUGGCUCCAGAUCAGGUGAAUGCGACUAACCACAGCACUCAGACACACCUGUCACACCCUGUCUGUUUGUCAUACCUUUACAUGAACAGUUAUUGAGCAUGUGUGUUGGUUUUAUACCUGCAGAGGGGGAUUGUCACAGGAAGUGCAGAUAAAACGGUGAAGUUCUGGGAGUUUGAGCUGAUAAAGGACCAAGGGACCAGCCAGAAGUAAGUCAGCACCUUCUUCAAGUCCAAUAACAUUAGUGUGAUUUAUUAAGAUGAUCUCACCUACAACAUCUUACAGUGUAUUGUCUCAUGUUCAGUGGUGCAUUCGAAUUAUCUUUGUGUGUCUGUGUGUGUUGAAGGAGGCUGACAGUGAAACACACACGCACUCUGCAGCUGGAGGAGGACGUCUUGUGUGUGAAGUUUUCUCCUGACCACAGACUUCUUGCUGUGUCGUUGUUGGACUGCACUGUGAAGAUCUUCUACACUGAUACCCUAAAGGUACACCAGACAUCAAAACACCACCCCACCUGCCAUCACACUCUGUAACCUUAGCUGUUGUUACGAGUACAUUUUUGUACUUAGAAAAGAAAAUAACUUUGGUAUAUUUUUAUAAAGCCGCUUCAUUAAUAAUUGGAUAGAUUCUGCGUAGAUCAUAACCAACAUGUCCCCCUUUGUCUGCUUCAGUUCUUCUUGUCUCUGUAUGGACACAAGCUGCCGGUGCUCUGUCUGGACAUCUCACAUGUGAGUAUGCAGCUGCAAAUAACCAGAAGCGGGUUCUUUGGACCCACAGUGCUGCCUCACAGGCUCUGAGGUUUCCUUUCUUUUCACCAGGACAACACUCUUAUCGCCACGGGCUCUGCAGACAGAAACGUGAAGAUCUGGGGUUUGGACUUUGGCGACUGUCACCGUUCCAUGUUUGCUCAUGACGACAGGUAACACCCAAACCAAACAGCAGAGCCAAACAUCAAAUUAGUUGUGAUGAAUCAUUUUGCGGGCUGUUGAGUUUCAAGCUGUGUCUUCAUCUGCUGUGUCCUGUUGACUUUGCACCAGCUGCUCCCUCAUCUCACCUCGACUUAUUCACUUUGUCAAAUGCAUUCUUGCUGUUUUCUCUAGCGUUGGUUUUCAGUAUGAGCAGCUUUCUCUUUAUUUUGUCUGUGCUCCUGACCAUCUAUCUGCCUCUUCUUGCACUGUGAUAAAUUUCUCUCCCCUCUGUUUUCUUUCUGCAGCGUCAUGUUCCUCCAGUUUGUCCCAAAGACUCAUCUCUUCUUCACAGCGGGGAAAGACAAGAAGAUCAAACAAUGGGACGCCGACAAGUUUGAGCACAUCCAGACGCUAGAGGUGAAACUUCCUCUAAAUUUGAUGUUCAGGGGUUUAACCUGAGGAGCUUUUAACACGCUUUUGACGUGUCAAAAACGUCCUUUACCACUGACUAAAGCUCAUGUACUCUAUCAUCAUCACAAUAUGGGAACAUGAUUUGAAAGUAUUGCAAUGAAGAAGAAAGAAAUGAACUAAGACAAGUGCAUUUUACCUGUUGGGUUCAGGCCAGGCUAGUUAACAUUCACACUUUGAUACCAUUUUUUGUAUGUGAGGGAAACACAGACACAGUGGACAAACAUAAAAACUUUGAGUUAAAGCCGUUAUGCACUCUUGAGUUCUUUUACAUUUGUCUUAUUUUAUAUCAGUAUGCAAUUUUUCACAUCAUGUGGGUCUACCACUGACUUCAGCGUACCAUAAAUCCUGAAAUAUAAACCAGGAACUUAAUUUGCUUUUACUUGUUGGGUACCAGGGUACCAAGUUUGUGUUAUCAGGAUGUUACAGCAUGCAGUAUUUGAUAAAUAAUAAUAAAAAAAAAAAAGUAAAAUCGUACCAAAGAGAGAGGGAGAGAAUGCUACAACUGGACAAUCAUCAAAUGGUAAAAUCCUGCUUCUCUGUCUGUCUUUCAGGGUCAUCAUCGGGAGGUUUGGUGUCUCACCAUCAGUCCAAACGGUGACCACAUUGUGUCUUCAUCUCAUGACAAAUCACUGCGACUCUGGGAGAGAACCAGGGAGCCGAUCAUCCUGGAGGAAGAACGUGAGAUGGUGAGGAAGAGGACCAGGAUUAACUCCAAUAUAUGAAACAUUUCCCUGACUCAAACUUUCACACACUUUCUUUGUUUUUCUUCAAUAUCAGGAGCGAGAAGCUGAGUUUGAGGAGAGCAUGGCCAAAGGAGACCUGCCUGUGGUGAGGGUUACCUUACAUCAUCAGCAUUUCUUACUUUCUUUACGACACUACAUUUAUUUCAAAGUUCCAUCAGUCUGCAGGGUUGACGCUGUUGUCUCGUUGAUUUUAUCUUCAGGUACCUGGAGAAACUGAAGGAGAAGCAGCACCAGCUGGAAAGAAAACUGUAGAGACUGUCAAAGCUGUGAGUUACAGCAUGACUAUCAUUUCUAUUCUUAUUGACACUUUUUGGGUCUUGUUUUGGGCACUUAUUUAGAUAGUUUCAGGUUUUAUUGUAAUUUUUACCCUGUUGUUGAAACUAUUUAUAUUUGAAUAAUUCUGGGGUUUACUUAGAGCUGCAGACAUUCAUAAACUCUGAGUCUCUAAACCUGCCCAAAUUAGCAAUUCAAACCCAGAUUAUUGUAAUUCCAUGGAUGAUAAGAGCCUGUUUUUAUUCUCUUGGUUGAUUUCCUCGCUGCUGUGUGAUUUCCCUGCAGGCCGAGAGAAUCAUGGAGGCUCUGGAGCUUUUCAAGGAGGAAGCCAGAAAAAUGGAGGAGCACAAAUAUGCUUGUGAGAGAGCAGGCAAAGAGGUAUUUUUAUAGCUCUUGAUCCACACCUAUGAGGAAUGGCGCAUAAUCAGUCUUUAAUAAUCCAGUUUUAAAUAUGUUAAUUAGAUGCUGAACAGGGUUAACUCAGUCAGCAGGAGGAGGAGAUAUAAUCUGAUAUAAGCUAAACCCUAUAACCUUCUUUCUUUUUUAAUAUUUCUUUUGUAUUUGGGUGCAGGAUGGAAAAUGUCUUAUGUGUUGUGAUUAUUUAAAACAAAUCUGAUAGUUAGUCGAUGUUGUUUUGCAGCUACCUCCACCCAAACCAAAUCCAAUCCUUGUUGCCUUUGGAAAUGUUACAGUAAGUGGACUAAUGAGUGAAAAAUAUAAAGCAAAGCCGCCGUCUAUGAGAGUCAACAUCUGAGUCUUUGUCACUUUUUCAGCCUUCCCGCUAUGUGUUAGACGUCAUCAAGAAAGUCCGAUCCAGGUGAGAUGUGGGCCCAGGAUGAUCAGACCAAAUCCACACCAUGUGUCAGUCAGACUCGACUCAUAAUCCUCAGCAUCUCAUGUUGGUUUUUGUUUGUCCUGAUAUCACAGUGAGCUGGAGGUGUCUCUGCUGGUUUUGCCGUUCCCUUAUGUCCCCGAGCUGCUGCAACUUUUCAACAGCUACAUCCAACAAGGCCUGGAGGUGGAGCUGGUCUGUCGCUGCCUCUUCUUCCUGCUCAAGUAAGACAUUGACCCAUUUUUGUGUGUCAAAGGAAAAAAAAAUAAAACAGUAAAGGUGUUUUUUUCCAGUAAAUGCAAAAUCAAAACCAAGAAAAUAUAAUUAUCAUGUUGAACGCUUUUGUGAUGUUUUGGUAAAAGCAAAAAAAAAUGUUCUAUUUUAUCACUGAACUGACUGAGAUUUUGCCUCCAUAGGAUCCAUUUUGGUCAGAUCUCGAGUAACCAGAUGCUGCUGUCUGUUAUAGAUGAGCUACGAACUAACACUCUCUCUAAAGUGCAAGAAAUCAGAGUGAGUAACGUCUUUCUUUUCCUCUCACAAUCUUGUUUUUUCACAUCAUCCUCACUACCUCUUCUUUCCUCUUCCUCAUCUCAGGACGUGAUGGGCUUCAACAAUGCAGCGCUGCAGUACCUCCAACGGGAGAUUGAGAGCAAAGAGGACGUGAUGUUUUUCGCCGAGGCCACCGGUCAGCUGAAAGAGAAGAAGAAGAGGAGGAGGAAAAGAGAGCGAGCCAUCCUGACCGUGGCUUAAAUCUUUAUGGACAUAUUCAACUAAUUACCGUUCCCAUACACCUCCAUCUCCUCCCAGGUGGUUUCCAGGGGUACAGGAGGGUUAAAUUAACGAUGUUGAUUUAAGUCUGUUAGGAAAUCCUGAUUGGAUGUAAGACAGUGUUUUUCGAUGACAUGCUCCAUUUCCCAAAUAAACUGAGUCUGACUUUUCUCACAGCUUUUCAGGUUUUAUAGGAGACUUUCCAAACAGAUAAAUCCGCUACUGCAGAGAAAUAUGUAGAAUAUGUACACAGCAGCUCCCUCUGCAGCUGUAUGUCUCUAUAAAAUACAUUUAUACCAUGUACCGGUUAAUACAAACAUUUCAUAGAACUCCUCCACGGUCCCCACACACAGAACAGAGAUGAUUUAAGUCCGUUUCUGUCCUACAGGCCCAAAGGGAGCGAUUGAAGCCCAGAGCCAAAGUAUGCACACUACAAAAAGUGAAAUCUAAGAAGGAUUAGAUUUCUUGGAUCGAGGCACCAUAUGCUCCUUUUACAUCUUUAAGGAUGGAGAAUUCAAACAGGCAGUUUUUGUCCUCAAUCCCCCCUGAUAAGUCCUUAAACCAUUGUCAUUGAUUUCAACUAUUUUUAUUUUUUUAUUAAUACACAAAGCAUCUCAUUUUGAGUAAGUUCUUCCCUAACAACAAUUUAUAAUUUACAUAUUUGAAAAUCAAAGUAGGGAACUGUCUUAUUAUUAUGAUGGUAAUGUUUAAGGUAAAAUGCAUUGUGUUUAAGCGCUUAUUAUCUUGUCACUGAAAAGUUACAAAUAACUUCCCUUUAUUUGAAGAAUAAUCACUCAACACUGUUUUCAUUAAUAAUUACAUGUUUUGAAACUAUUACAGGAGGGGUCUGCAGGGGUUUCUUUAAAAAAUUAAAUAUAUAAUUGGAUGUAAUGCUGCUCAAUCUUCACCUAUAGAGGUGACUCUGUCAUCGGACCCUGCCGUCUGCCUGUACUUCAAUAUUUUGGUUUCUGGGCAGGCAGUGGCCGUGGGUUAUCCCAGCCAAUGACUGCAGGCAGUACGCAAGUGACUCUGGGAGUUCAUAAAUGUGAGCAGUCCCCAUUCAGACUGCAGCAAAGAAAAGAAAACAGGAUGCUCUGUUUUAAGGUUGAAUUUUUGGAGUGACUGACAGGAGUUUUGAAACCUGCCAGUCGAGCUGAGACCACCAUGUUGUGACCACACUGUCCCACACACCAAGUCUCCUGAUACUGGCAGAAAACUCCCCCGGUCCCCGUUGGCCUCUCUGCAGCCACCCAGCUCUGAAUUCAGGGAGAUGUGGUUUGACUUUAUAGGCCUGUAACUCUGCCUGAAUUUAUAACCCUACAGACUGGUAAAUGUGGUAAACAUAUUUCAUAGCACAGGGAGAAAACCUCACUUUUCAGGUCUGUGCUGUGAACAGUGAACAUUUUCGAGCGCCCUGCCCUCUAAACCUGCGACCUUUAUGAAAUCUUCACACCCACAUCACACACUUUAUUUUCCACGUGUGGGUAUAUUUCCUGACCUCGGGCCACUGUGGAAUAAUGAAAUGAAGCUUUUAAAAAUCA